AUGGGGCACCAGGUACUUCAUCAUCAUCAUGGAGUUCUGUCCCGAGGGGGAUCUCAAGGCAUCGACGGCGAUGGGCCAAUGGGGGAGGAUGCCAUCGCCCAACAUGCAGAUGCCAUAAACCAUCCGUCAGAAACCAUGGCUUCAGAAAAGAUCGAACAAGACUUCCUGAGUUUCACCGAGGACUGGGUGAGGACAAUCUUUGCUCAGUUGCUUCAGGCCGUCCAAUAUUUGCAUAGCAAAAAUGUGAUCCACCGAGACUUGAAGUCGCAGAAUGUCUUCCUCUCCCAGGAAGGUCACGUACGCCUCGGGGACUUUGGUCUUUGCAGGCACGCGCCGAGACGCUUGGGCAAUUCCACUCUGACACAUGCAGGCACUGAUUGCUACAUGGCACCUGAGAUGCUUUCCUCUUCGAGGUAUGGCAAGCCCGCUGAUAUGUGGUCUUUGGGCUGCAUCCUCUACGAGCUUUGCACUGGACAGUUCAUGUGGGAGCUGGAUGGCAUCCUGGGAGCACUGGUCAUGAAGGAUUCGCAUAUGGUGCAGAAAUUGGUGCAGAAAGAGAUCGCGCCUGCCGUUGGAUCAGAGUUGAAGACGUUGCUGAAGCGAUUACUCAAUCUGAAUCCUGCCUCGCGGCCGACAGCCACGAAUUGCAUCCGCAAGAAGCUCUUCAAGCGCUGGUUUCAGUGUUCCAAGGAAUCCUUUGGUCAGUCCUUAGGAGAGGUGGUUGAAGAACCACCCCUGGAGGUGGAUACCGCUUCGGACGGUUUAAGUAGCGUCUCUGAAGGAGAUCUGUCUGAAGGCGGUGAUGGCACCACUGGCAGCGGUAACGACACCGCUGCUGAAAGCGGCGACACUGAGACGGAGGCUGCGCCUCCGCCCAGCCCCUACUCGGUGCGCCGUUCGGACGGGGGAUCCCACGGGGGCGUGGACGAGGGACUUGCCCCGGAGACGCCGGAAACGGCGAGGCGGCAGCAAUUUCAGCAGAUCGUCCCAUCUUACCAUGGCGGAUUUCAAGCCGGUUUCGUCAUGGCGGAUGGUGUCCGAAGCAUUGGUGGCCUCAAUGGAUGCAGGCAUGAAGAGCCCAAGAGCCACCAGAGAGACCGAGUUCCAGUGGCUGAUCCACUGGACAUUGACGAGCCAAGAGCACGCACCGUGAUGGAGAAAAGCCCACAACUCGCCCAUGCCGAGGACGAUUGGAGCGACGACGCCCCGUGGACGGAGAGGUGGGGCCGUGCACAAAGUUCGGUAUUGCCCAAGGAACCCGUUGCGCUUGGCAGUUCGUUGGACAGUGCAUACCACAUGGGGCUGUUGGCGUCUGACAGCAGCGGCCACCCCGAUAGCACCUUUCACGAUGCCCGAGCACGACGCGAACGCGAGGUGCCGUACUUUAGCCCCUUCAUGGAGGAGCCUUUGGCCCCUGUCGCCUUCGAACCCGUAACGGUCAAUGGAGGCGGCGACUUUGGGUCGUGUGGGUCGCGUUGGCGUCGGCAAGGCGCCGCAAAUGAGGCGCUCUUUGGCACUGGUGGCACUGGCCUCAGGGGCGUGGACGGGAACCGCGAGUUGCGCCGGAUGAACAUGCUGGAUGAAAGGACAGCAAUGGCAAUGGUCAACGGACUUCUCAUACCACGCGAUGACGCGAAGAUCACAGGUUAUGAGCACCACUUCGUGACGAUGGCGGGGAAGAAGCAAAUAAGCCUUUUUGAAGCCGACGAGAACCAGACCAGACUUCAGUCUCGAGUCACCAGUGCAGCUUCGUCACCAAAAUGUGCGACUGAAACUGAUGUGACUGAUCACGACUCACACGACUCAGAAUCUCACAGUUGCAGAGAUAGCAGCGAGGCGGAAGAGUUUGAGGAAUUGACAAAAGAGAAGGCUUUGGAGUUGCAGCAGAAAUUGUUAGAGUCAUUUACAGCACCAAGUUUUCAGCUCAAAUUGCACGAACUUGGACGAAAGUAUCGAGCAAGUAAAGGUACGGAUCGCUUGGCACGUGUCGGUUUCAAGCAACUGGUGCGCAGCGCGCAGUUCCAGGUCAUCCCUGAGUACGGCUUUCGCUGCUCCGACGAAGGCGUCCAGCAGAUGUUGCAGGCGUUUCAAGAGUACAAGGAUGAUAGCGACAUCUUUGUGAACUCCACCAUCAUCAAAGAUGCCUUGUUCAGUGAGGCUCGCCAGUAUCCUGAACUUGCGCAGGAGGAUGAGUUUGCUCCCUUAGGCGCGAUCUGUGGCAAUAAGCCUCAAACUAAGAUCGGCAUCUUGGAGUUUCUUCACAAUCUCUACGUGCGUUACGCGGAUCCUGCAUUCCAGGACGAGAUUGAGUUGCUCAAGCGUGAGGCAGACCAGCGAGCUGGGCGUGUCUUGGUGCGUGGCUUUGUUGAGCCUAGCGUGACAGAAGACCCAGAUGGAUACUAUCAUUUGCCUGGACGUCAGGAAUUGGCCUUGGAGAUUCAACAAGAAGUGCUGCCUGUGUUCGGCUUCGAAGGAAACCGCAAAGGCGUGCGCGAGAUGAUCCGCUACUGUGCACCAUAUCUCGAUGACUUGGAGGUGCAGAAGAAGUUCGAUGCAAUCAACCUGAAGCUUGGUAUGACUCAAGCGGCGGCGUUGCGAUUUCGUAAACUUGUACAGGAAAUCCAGGGCACCUCUGUGCCGCUGCUCAUCGGGUUGGGGCGCGCCAACUGCUCUGCGCAUCCACCAGCCCUCUUCCACCUCGCCAAACCGUGA
Messenger RNA from Cladocopium goreaui, 2712 nucleotides. NCBI's taxonomy places the organism in Eukaryota, Dinophyceae, Suessiales, Symbiodiniaceae. The record is from the annotation of a GenBank genome assembly.